AUGAACUUGUUGACUGCGCUUGUUCUCGUCCUUGUGUGUGCUGCUGUGAACUCAAAGGAACUGCCCGAAAAGUUCUACGGAAAGUUCGAUCUCGAUCACUCAGAGAACUUUGACGAGUACCUGGAGGCCAAAGGGUACGGAUGGUUCACACGGAAACUGGUCACAUUUGCUACGUUUAAGAAGGAAUUCAUGAAGAGCGACAAACCAGGAAAGUUUGACUAUUCAAAUCUCACCUCAAAGAAGGAUGUGCACUACAAAGAUAUUGAACUUGGAAAGGAGUUUGUUGGAGAAGGUCUCGAUUCCACCAAACACAAGAUUACCUUCGAUCUCGUCGGAGAGACCUUGUUCGAGAAGCAUAUUCCAAUGGAAGGAGGAGAAGCUAAAGAGGAGACAUACGAAUAUUCUUUUGCAACCAAAGGUGACAAGGAGUAUCUUCUUGUGAGAAUGGAAGCAAAUGGCGUGGUCGGUAAACGCUUCUACAAACGCAUGUGA
Molecule: messenger RNA, 492 nt
Organism: Necator americanus (New World hookworm)
Lineage: Eukaryota; Metazoa; Nematoda; Chromadorea; Rhabditida; Ancylostomatidae
Exons: 4
Coding region: 1-492 (163 amino acids)
Molecular function (GO): lipid binding
Source: RefSeq, a predicted model, not a curated record